GUUGGUGCACUUUGUGUGGCUAUGGUGGCUUGUUAUCCAGGCAAUGGAACAGGAUAUGUGCGCCAUGUUGAUAACCCAAACGGAGAUGGAAGAUGUGUUACAUGUAUAUAUUAUCUUAAUAAAGACUGGGAUGCCAAGGUAAGCGGAGGCAUCCUCCGGAUAUUUCCAGAAGGUAAAGCCCAAUUUGCAGAUAUUGAACCCAAAUUUGAUAGACUGCUAUUCUUCUGGUCUGAUCGCCGCAACCCUCAUGAAGUACAGCCAGCAUUUGCUACAAGGUACGCAAUAACAGUGUGGUAUUUUGAUGCAGAUGAAAGAGCACGAGCUAAAGUAAAAUAUCUAACAGGUGAAAAAGGUGUGAGGGUUGAACUUAAUAAACCUUCUGACUCGGUUGGGAAAGACGUUUUAUAAGCCUUUGAUUUAGCAACUCCCCUUGCUAUUCUCCCUGAUAAAUCUUGAUGCUAUCUAUUAACUUUUGAAUGUGAAUAACAAGAUAAAGUAAAAUCAACAACAAACCAACAUUUUAAUAAAGAAGCAAACAGUGUUUCAAUGUUGCAUCAAAUAGAAGAUUUUUUGACUGCUGAAGCAUUGUACUAUGUGAUUGUGACUCCAGGCCUGUGACUGCUUAUGUGAAGAAGAUAAGCAAUCAGUAUGAAACAGCAUAUGCAUCUGGACAUAAACAAGUGCCCUACAUAGAAUUUGUUCAUCCUUAUAUUUUGCCAGACCUGUCAUUCAGCUGAAUCCAAUUCAUCUCUCCCUUUUUUUAUAUGGUAAAAGUUUGAAUUUUGGGUAAUUUUUGUAUGACCAGGUACAGUUUAUCAAAAUUGAGUCUUAAAAAAAAAAAAAAAAAAAAAAAAAAAAAAAAAAAAAAAAUGGGGAAAAAAAAAGAAAAAAAAAUUACAGUAUUCUCCAAAAUAACAUGAAUCUAUUUUUGUAAAACUGUUCAUACUGUUCUCCUCUGCCAUGAAAGACCUAAUUUAAUAUAAGGGUUGCCAGUAACUGAUAAUCACUUUAAUUUUCUUUACACCUUAAGUCAGAAAAGGAGCACUUUAAUUACCAGCUAAAAACCUGAUUGUUUUAUAUCAUAUCUCACACUAAUCUUAACUUUUAAAAAUUGCUGCUGUAUUGUUUUUUGACUAUGUCCUCUUGAACCUUAUUAACAGAAGCAAAUCAGUAUCUUGCUAUUAGUAACAUUCAGUUUGUGGUUUUGUAUGAUGAAUCCACAGAGGGGAAGUUUCAGUCUGUUUUUUUUUGGUUUUGUUUUGUUGUUGUUGGGUUGGGGUUUUUUGGUUUUGUUUUGUUUUUAAGUGACUGGCACUAAGUGAACUUGACACUAUCGGUUGCUGUCAUUGGCUUUGGGGACCUGGUAAAUACCAUCGAGUUACAAGAACAUACAAGGGCUUUCCUAGGCUAUUAGAGGUACCCAGAACCUCCUUAUGUACUUGACAGAAAACUUUGAGCUUUCUCCCUUUUCUAAAGAAUACUUGCCAUCCCCUUUUCCUUUGUAUAUAAGUUAAUAGAAUAUCUAAAAUUCGCUUUUUAAAAAAUUUCCUUUCCAAAUGUUGGUGUCCCGUGCAGUCUUUAAGUUGACACCUUGAUCUAUUAUAUAGUAUCAAGGAAAUGGUCGGCACACUGAAGCUGAAGUGCAUCACUGUAGGCUCCUUGUGCAAUACACCUUUAGAUUUUCACUGUGCUGAAGGAUUUCCCCAAAAAGGCGCUGGCCUUUGAUCAAUACUGAGAUAUAUAUUUAGUAAGAAAACCUUUACUGUCUUUUACAUUGUUUUCAUUUUUUUGAAGGAGAAGGGGACAUCACACAAUAAAAAUGACGUGAGAAACUUCGAUACUCUUAAUUUUAAGAAAUAGAUGUUUUGGACACUGUUUUUUUUCUUCUUUUUCCUGAGCUUUAAAAGCUUCAGAAAACGAAAGCAAACCUAUAAAAGACAGCAUUCAUAUUUACAGGAGUUUGGGGGUUCAUCAACUUACCCACUGCAGUUUUCUAUCUGUCCCUUAUUUCCUUACUUAGCCAAAACAAUGUGAGUGUACAGAAAUAUUUCUGUAUAUAUUACAACUUGUGACAAUUUUAGCAUCUGUAUAGUUUGUAUUCAAUUAGAGACCUUUUCUAUGGAAAGCUCAGUAAUUUUUUAUUAAAAAGAUUACUAUUGUUCAUGUAAAACAUGAAAAAGCUAAUUGUUUAAUAACAAACUGACAGAAAGGGGAAAAAUUCAGUAUUGGUAUACAUUUAGGAGAACCAACAGAAAUCCCAGUUUUGUUUUGAUUUUGCUUUUCCUUUUCUUUCAUAAGUUCUUGCCCUUUACACUAUUCUUCCUCUUUCCUCAUUUCUUCCCAGAGAGAGAAAAAAAGAAAAAAAAAAAAAAAAAAAAAAAAAAAAAAGAAAAAAGACAGGAUUCCUUUACUGUAAGUGCCUCUGCCAACCUGGCCAAGGAGUGCAAAUCUUCGUUACUGUCUUGUCUGCCGUGCAUUUAGGCUAUCAAUGAGACAAGCAAAAAAGCCACCUCUUCUACUUCAACUUCUUUAAUACUACUUUAAUGGAGGUUUGGUUGGUUUUGAUUUAGAAAUGUACAGCAUAAGCCUUUAAACUCUUUUCAGUCCCUCUGUAAUUCAAACUUUUGCAGUUACACAACGUAUCAAAUUCUAAUCGCACUGUAGGUUUGUGCUUGCCAGACAGGUUUAAAAAGUGCUUAACUUUUCACUCCAUGUAAGUCAUUGCAAUAGGGUCAACAAAUCAGGUCAGCCAUUUCUUCAGUGUCCUUUAGAAACUGUUCAUUUCAUGUCGGUUGAAUAUUCAGUCUUGAGCAUCACCAAGCAGGUCCUUGUUUUAAAAAUAUUUUUUAAACUGUCUUAUGAUCUGUAUGUGUCUAGUCCUGGUUAAAGAUAAAGCUUCAUAAUGCUAUUUUUAUUCAUGAUGUUAGCCAGCUGUAAAAUAUGAGACCUUUAUCUAUAGCAGGCAAAAAAAUUCAGGAUUCAUUUACAGGUUGCCUAUAAAGUUGUGUAAUUUGAAAAGCAGUGUUCAUUAUGAAAGAGCUCUCAAGUUGCUUGUAAAGCUAAUCUAAUUAAAAAAAGAUGAUGUAUAAAGGUUCUUGAAAA
Oxyura jamaicensis (ruddy duck) is the source of this 3102-nucleotide messenger RNA. RefSeq names its product egl-9 family hypoxia inducible factor 1 (gene EGLN1). Gene Ontology annotation, molecular function: L-ascorbic acid binding; ferrous iron binding; peptidyl-proline 4-dioxygenase activity. Lineage: Eukaryota; Metazoa; Chordata; Aves; Anseriformes; Anatidae. The transcript has 7 exons. The coding region runs from base 22 to 408 and encodes 128 amino acids. Gene Ontology annotation, cellular component: nucleus; cytoplasm. The record is from RefSeq and is a predicted model, not a curated record. Gene Ontology annotation, biological process: peptidyl-proline hydroxylation to 4-hydroxy-L-proline; cellular response to hypoxia.